This is a messenger RNA of Setaria italica (foxtail millet), 1506 nucleotides long. RefSeq names its product putative UDP-rhamnose:rhamnosyltransferase 1. The transcript has a single exon. The record is from RefSeq and is a predicted model, not a curated record. Bases 577 to 948 code for a protein of 123 amino acids. Lineage: Eukaryota; Viridiplantae; Streptophyta; Magnoliopsida; Poales; Poaceae.
UUCUAGGAUAUAAGUCUGUAGUUCGGUACUCCGCUUGCCAGCACGCACCGAGCACUCCAUCUAACAAUAAGAUGCAGCAACAACUAUAUGAAUAAGAGUGAAAGGGAAAGCAAAAACGACAAUAUAAAAACCCCCAUUGUGAAUUAGUCACGUUUAUAUAAACAAUGUGCAAACCAGCCUCCAGACUUCAAGCAAAACCUCUAGUUCUGCUGCCGUUCAGCAUCUUUCUCAGUUAGCAGGCAUUAACUGAGUGCAGUUCUUCUGUGAUCCUCUCCUGCCAAACAAUAAUCCAACUGAAAUGCCACAUCAGAUGAGCACAUAAAAAUAAAGAGAAGAAAACGGAUUAACAAAAAUCAAAACCAUAUGGCAACAGCCUACAACCUAAGCUCAUACGCCUGACGAAUCGAAAAGAUGAAAACUGGCCAAGGUGAGAAGCCUCCGUCACUUGCAUGCACCUGGUUAUAGAAGAACUGUAGAUGAGGGUUUGCUCCAUAAAAACCUGAUAGCCAAAACUACUGUACAGUCAUGCUCCUUGCACAAAACUAAUUAAACACAAGAACAUACUGACAGAUAGAUAUGAAUGAAAAAGAUGCUCUUCACGUGGUGGUGUUCCCAUGGCUCGCCUUCGGCCACAUCGUCCCCUUCCUCGAGCUCGCCCAGCAGCUGGCGAGGCGCGGCCACAUCGUCACCUUCCUCUCCACCCCGAGGGACGUCGCCAGGACCAGGCCCGUCCCGCCGGAGCUCUCCCCGUACAUCCGCUUCGUGUCCCUGCCACUGCCGGCCGUCGACGGCCUCCGGGACGGCGCGGAAGCUACGUCCGAUGUCCCGCCUGAGAAGGUCGAGCUGCUCAAGAUCGCCUUCGAUGGCCUCGCCGCGCCUUUCGCCGGUUUCCUCACCGCGGCCUGCGGGGAGGAGACCGGGGAAGGGCACGGCAGGAGGCCUGACUGAGUCAUCGUCGACUUCGCGCACCACUGGCUCCCGCCCAUCGCCGACGAGCAUUGGGUGCCGUGCGCGCUGUUCUUCAUCUUCUCGGCAGCGUUCGUGGCGUUCAUCGGCCCCAAGGAGCUGAACGACGCGCACCCGCGGACGGCGGCGGAGCACUUCAUGGUGCCGCCGCCGUGGAUCCCGCCGCCCUCCCCGAUCGCGUACUGGCGGCAAGAGGCCGAGUGGAUUGCGGGCGCGUUCCAGCCUCCACGUCUAAUAGCUUUGUGCACGUUGGAUCAAAAACAAUAAUGGAGGUUUGGACUUCUCUUGAACGAACGGUCAAUCGGCUAGCAAAAAAUAUCUCUGAAUAGGCCAUUGUUUGAACUGCUGCUGAAAGAUACUCUAGCCACCAGAAACUUGCCGAUCAUAGUCUGUAUGGAUGCUUGCAGCCGGCUAUCUCUCACUCUGGAUCUUAUGGGAUUUUACGGAUUUUGUUGUCAACAACGGUCAUCAAACCAUAAGACGCCCUUCCAAUCCUGACGGAAAACACUCAAAAUUUUUCCUUCCCAGGGAUAGUUUUUG